Molecule: messenger RNA, 1698 nt
Organism: Penicillium malachiteum
Lineage: Eukaryota; Fungi; Ascomycota; Eurotiomycetes; Eurotiales; Aspergillaceae
Product: threonine dehydratase, biosynthetic
Exons: 2
Coding region: 1-1698 (565 amino acids)
Biological process (GO): L-threonine catabolic process
Molecular function (GO): threonine deaminase activity; pyridoxal phosphate binding
Source: RefSeq, a predicted model, not a curated record
AUGUCUGAAAGUCUCGUCACCAACGGCGCUACCAGGCCCGUCACUCCCAAAAUGAAUGGAUUGGCCUUGACCGAAUACACCGCCGCUCCAACGCCUCCCUGCGAGCGCAACCCCCAUUUCCCUGGUCUGCCCCCGAACUGGGGAAUCCCAGAGUCAUGCUUGUUGCCUACAGGAUACCCGGAUUACCUCCGACUGAUCUUAACCUCCCGCGUUUACGAUGUUAUCGACGAAACCCCUCUGCACCACGCCGUCAACUUGAGUAACCGAUUGGAGAGCCGAGUCCUCCUCAAGCGUGAGGAUCUGCUGCCAGUGUUCAGCUUUAAGCUUCGUGGCGCUUACAACAAAAUGGCUCACUUGAACCCCGAGCAACGUUGGAAAGGUGUGAUUGCUUGCUCGGCGGGAAACCACGCCCAGGGUGUCGCCUAUUCGGCCCGUAAGCUCAGAAUCCCUGCAACUAUUGUCAUGCCCUCAGGAACUCCUGCUAUAAAGCACCGCAAUGUUGCCCGCCUCGGAGGCAGUGUGGUUCUGCAUGGAAACGAUUUCGAUGCCGCUAAGGACGAGGCUCACCGACUGGAGAAGCAGCACGGUCUGACCAACAUCCCACCUUUCGAUGAUCCUUAUGUGAUUGCUGGUCAGGGUACAAUUGGUAUGGAACUGCUGCGCCAGGCGAACCUGGAGAAGUUGGAAGCCGUUUUCUGCGGUGUUGGUGGAGGCGGUCUGAUUGCCGGUAUUGGUGUAUACUUGAAGCGCAUUGCCCCACAUGUCAAGGUCAUCGGUGUUGAGGCUUAUGAUGCCAAUGCUAUGGCUCAGUCAUUGGAUGAGGGCACGCGUGUCUUCUUGAAGGAGGUUGGUCUUUUUGCCGACGGCGCUGCUGUGAAGUCAGUCGGCGAAGAAACAUGGCGUGUGGCUCGUGACGUGAUUGAUGAGAUUGUUCAGGUCUCCACCGACGAGAUCUGCGCUGCUAUCAAGGAUGCAUUUGAGGACACCAGAUCGGUCAUUGAGCCUGCUGGUGCCCUGUCUCUCGCGGGUCUGAAGAAAUACGUUGCCAAUAACCCCAACCCCGACACUGGCCGUGAGCUGAUCGCCAUCACUUCCGGUGCUAACAUGGAUUUUGAUCGUCUGCGCUUCGUGGCUGAACGGGCUGCGCUCGGGGAGAAGAAGGAGGCUUUGUUGAGUGUCAAGAUUCCCGAGCAGCCAGGUGCUUUCAUCAAGCUUAUCGAGGCGAUCCUCCCCCACGCCGUGACUGCUUUCAGCUAUAGAUAUGCCCAAGACGACUAUGCGGAUGUUCUUAUGGGUAUCUCGCUGUCUGCGGUUACAGGCCGUGAAGAUUUGGCAAAGAUCAUGGAGGAUCUUGAGAAGUCAGGAAUGGCUGCUCGCGACUUGAGCGAUGACGAGCUCGCCAAGCGCCAUGUCCGCUUCCUUGUUGGAGGUCGUUCAAAUGUGGCGGAUGAGCGACUGUUCAUGUUCGAAUUCCCUGAGCGACCGGGUGCCCUCGCUAAGUUCCUGACCACUCUUCGACCGAACCAGAAUAUCUCUCUUUUCCACUACCGCAACUACGGGGGUGAUGUGGGUAAGGUCCUGGCUGGAAUCCAGUGUCCAUCUGGGGAGAAAGAUGACCUCGAGUCAUUCCUCCGGGAUUUGGGUUACCCGUUCAGCGAGCAGACUGAUUCCCCUACCUACCAAACUUUCCUGCGUUAG